UUCGGCUCAGCGGGAGUGUCUGAGUCUGAGGAAGUUUGAAGAGGCUCAGGCGGUUAGCUGUCUGACAGACUGAGGGAAAUGAUUGUUCUUAGGAUUUUAUACGUUUUAUAUGAGAUUUGCGAAGUUUGGGUUACAUGUUGAGGCUGAGUUUAAAGGGGGAAUUGGUAGCUUUCGCAACAAAAGCGUUUCGGUUUUGUAAAAUAACUAGGGUCUAGGGUUACUUAGCAACUCUGUGCUAACCUAACCUAGCUGCUCUGGUUAAUAAGUGAUGUUUCGGUUUUGCUUCUGUUCGUCCGUUUUGAUUUGUAUGUGUGGAGUCCAGCUUAACGGAGGUUAACUCUCCGAUGUGUUUAUCUAGCUAACUUAGCUAACAGACGUGUUUAAACACACAGUAAGAGUUUAGUUAGACAGUAAAGGAGGUCAGUUGGAUAAUAAAAGUUUAGGCUAGUUUUGGAAAUGGCUCCUAGAAGGAAGCAGCUGCCUGCCGAACUGCCUGAAGGCUGUAUUUUGAGAGACACUGAAAAGAGGGAAUGGCGUCUUGGCAAAAUCAUUGGCAGAGGUGGAUUCGGACUGAUUUAUCUGGCUUCAGAGUGUGGGAAGCACAUGAAUGCACCUAUACCAGAAAAUACUGACUUUGUGAUUAAAGUUGAAUUUUAUGAAAAUGGACCAUUAUUUUCAGAGCUGAAGUUUUAUCAAAGAGCAGCAAAACUGGACAAUAUUAAAACCUGGAAGAAAAGCAGAGGACUUGAUUUUUUGGGUAUUCCAACUUACUGGGGCUCUGGACACUCUGAGUUCAAUGGAAUAAGGUACAGGUUCAUGGUGAUGGACCGGCUGGGUACUGAUUUGCAGAAGGUGAUUGUGGAAAAUGGUGGACAACUGAGGAAGCAGACUGUGUUGCAGUUAGGUUGCCUCAUGCUGGACGUGCUGGAAUAUAUUCAUGACAGCGAAUACGUCCACGCUGACAUUAAGGGUGCCAAUCUCUUACUGGGCCACAGAGACCCUGGAAAGGUAUACUUGGCUGACUAUGGUCUGUCAUACAGAUACUGUCCAAAGGGAGAGCAUAAAGAGUACAGAGAGAACCCAAAGAAAGGACACAAUGGCACCAUUGAGUAUACAAGCAUUGAUGCACACAAAGGCGUAGCCUCAUCCAGACGAGGGGACCUGGAGGUGCUGGGCUACUGCCUGCUCCAUUGGCAGUGCGGAACUCUGCCCUGGCUCUCAGUGCUUAGGAAUCCAACGCAGGUCCAGGAGGCCAAGGCCAAGCUGAUUGCUGACCUGCCAGACUCAGUUCUCCGAAUGUCUUCCUCCAGCUCCACUACAGCAGAAGUGGCCAGGUUCUUUCUUGGCGUGAGAGAUCUUGGAUACAAAGACAGGCCAGACUACCAGGCCCUGAGGAAGGUCCUGAUAGGGUCUGGGCCGUGGGGCCCCCUGGACCUCUCCAGGCCGAGAGCAGUGGAGACAGCCAGGCCUGCCACGAACAGGAAGAAUGGCAGUCAAGCCAAGUCUUCAGCGAGAUCACCAACCAGACCAGAACCGAUCAAUGGAGAUGAAGAUGGGAACGUGGCUAAAGUGAAAUCAAUACCAGCCAGAGUUCGCUACAGAGCCCCAGGAGAGGCAGGAAAGACCAUAGAGCAGGAACCAUGGAAAGCUGUGUCAACAGCUAAAAAAACAACCAAAUCUAAACCUGUAGCAAACUGCAGUGAUGAAGACUAUGACGAGGACUAUGAUGACCAUUUGAUGUCAAGUGUCCGUCCCAAAGCACAAGUAGGAAGACAACAGAGACAGAGACAAAAACAUGAACAAUUGGCUCCAGUGUCUACAACCAGGAGAACAGAUGAGGAUGAGGAUGAGGCCUGGCUGCCCACGAGAAGACGACAGAGGGACCAAAUUCUUCGCCCGAAGUAUAACACAGAUGUCCCUGACCACUGGGGAAGAAACGGUCACUCAUAUGAUGACUACAGCGCAAGAAGACCCAGUGACGAGGGCUACUGGAAGAACCAGAAUCAUACCUUCUGGGAGGAAGUCGACUGGGAGAAUGAUGGACAGCAAUGGAGUAGGAGUGAUUAUGAUGGUAGAGAUGACUGGUACAGGCACAAUCACAGUAACUGCAAUAACGCACAAAACAUAAACCGUACACACUGGAGCCGCAAAAUGUAUGCAGGCAUUGUCGUUGCUGUGCUUCUCAUUAUGCUGGCAGAGUUUUUUUAA
Astyanax mexicanus (Mexican tetra) is the source of this 2208-nucleotide messenger RNA. RefSeq names its product VRK serine/threonine kinase 2 (gene vrk2). Lineage: Eukaryota; Metazoa; Chordata; Actinopteri; Characiformes; Acestrorhamphidae. The record is from RefSeq and is a predicted model, not a curated record. Gene Ontology annotation, biological process: signal transduction; peptidyl-serine phosphorylation. Gene Ontology annotation, molecular function: protein serine/threonine kinase activity; ATP binding. Bases 457 to 2208 code for a protein of 583 amino acids. Gene Ontology annotation, cellular component: cytoplasm; nucleus. The transcript has 13 exons.